Messenger RNA from Pyricularia oryzae 70-15, 1815 nucleotides. Its product is annotated as laccase-2. Gene Ontology annotation, molecular function: copper ion binding; oxidoreductase activity. The record is from RefSeq and is a predicted model, not a curated record. The transcript has 6 exons. Bases 1 to 1815 code for a protein of 604 amino acids. NCBI's taxonomy places the organism in Eukaryota, Fungi, Ascomycota, Sordariomycetes, Magnaporthales, Pyriculariaceae.
AUGAAUCUUCGGGACACCAUCUCAGGCAUUGUCCUGGCUCUUGCCUGGGCUAGGACUGUCCAAGCGGAUCCUAUACCACUCCUCAAGCCAGAACCCAUCGCUCCAGCCGGCGCCAUUCUGGCCAGGCAGACCAUCACCCCUGGUGGUGCUCCUUGUGGCGAGCAUGGUCCAACAAACCGACGUUGCUGGAAGAACAACUGGAACGUCAGCACAGACUAUGAGGGCGUCAUCCCCACAGGAACUACUCGGACGUUUGACUUGUACAUCACCAAUGUAUCCUCAUAUGCCGGGGCUGAUGGUGUCGCCAAGCCGGUCAUGCUGAUCAACGGUGAGAUAACAUCCGUUCGUAUUAUAGGAGCCUUCCCCGGUCCAGCCAUACAAUGCGAUUGGGGUGAUUGGUUGGAACUCCGUGUUCACAAUCAGCUCCGAGACAAUGGCACCGGGAUUCAUUGGCAUGGGAUGCACCAGCUCAAUAGUAACAAUCAGGAUGGCGCAAACGGAGUCACCGAGUGUCCUAUUGCCCCAGGAAGCAGCAGAAGUUAUACUUUCAGGGCUGUAAACUAUGGUUCCAGCUGGUUUCACAGUCAUUUCUCGACGCAAUAUGGCAAUGGUAUCGUGGGAUCUGUCAUUGUCCAUGGACCUGCCAGCGCGAAUUACGACGUUGAUCUUGGUCCAUACAUAAUCACGGACUGGUAUCAUGAGACAGCAGACAGGUUGCAGCUUAGGGCGGAGACGGGUGGCCCUCCGGUAGCUAACAACAUAGUCUUUAACGGCACAAACAUCAACCCCAAAGGCAGUGGAGGUCGUUAUAACCGCGUCAAGCUGACUAGGGGCAAAAAGUAUCGGCUGCGAAUCAUCAACACGUCGGUAGAUGUUGGCUUCACCGUUUCGCUCGUUGGACACAACUUUACGGUCAUUGCUACUGACCUCGUUCCUGUCGAGCCAAUCGUCAAAUCCCAACUAUUCCUCGGAGUUGGUCAGCGAUACGACGUGAUAAUCGACGCAAACCAGCCCGUUGCCAAUUACUGGUUCAACGCCACACUUGGAGGCGGCGGCCGCUGUGGUACUACCGACAAUCCAUUCCCUGCAUCCAUUUUCGAGUACGAGGGUGCGCCCAGCAACGCCAAUCCCACAAACCGUGGAACACCCAUCACUGCCGACUGCCGCGAUUCUACUGGCUUUGCACCUGUGGUGAAGCGUGUAGCCCCGAGAGAUCAGUUUGCUGCGCAAUUCAAGGAGUUGCCCGUAGAUUUGACGCAGGUCCUUACAACCCGCGGUACUGUUUUCCAUUGGUUGGUCAACGGAUCCGCCAUUGACGUGGAGUGGGACAAGCCCAUCCUUCAGUACAUCGCGGAGAAAAACACAUCCUGGCCUCGCGCUGCAAACGUCGUUAGCAUGCCCAGACGCAACGUGUGGACGUUUUGGGUCAUCAACAACCUCCGGGCCGGGCUUCCGCAUCCUAUCCACCUACACGGACACGACCUCCUACUCCUGGGGACGGGUGAAAGCGGCACUUUUGACGGGACACGGGAUAUUGAUUUGCUCAACUUCAAUAACCCCGUCAGGAGGGAUGUAGCGAUGCUGCCCGGUGGGUGGAUGGUGCUCGCGUUUGAGACCAAGAACCCUGGUGCAUGGCUGAUGCACUGCCAUAUCGGCUGGCACGUCAGUCAGGGGCUGAGCGUUCAGUUUCUCGAGCUUCCGGAUGAAAUACCCAACGUUAUGAAGCUUGACCAGGUACAGCCUACUUGUGAAGCAUGGAGGCGGUAUUGGCCUACCGCUGCUUAUCCAAAGCUGGACUCUGGUUUGAGGAGAUAA